Molecule: messenger RNA, 159 nt
Organism: Hypoxylon trugodes
Lineage: Eukaryota; Fungi; Ascomycota; Sordariomycetes; Xylariales; Hypoxylaceae
Exons: 2
Coding region: 1-159 (52 amino acids)
Source: RefSeq, a predicted model, not a curated record
AUGCUACCCACUCCUAAAUUCGCCAUCUGGCUGUUGAUAAGCGCGCUAGCAACCACGCUGGCUUUGGGCGUGCCAAACACGGUUCAGUAUCCCAAUAUCAGAGAUGUGGAUGCUGUAUUCAUCAAGGAUGCCCCCAUCGUGGUUGAAUCAGAGGAAUAA